Molecule: messenger RNA, 468 nt
Organism: Stylophora pistillata
Lineage: Eukaryota; Metazoa; Cnidaria; Anthozoa; Scleractinia; Pocilloporidae
Source: RefSeq, a predicted model, not a curated record
AUGAAUUUGAAAUAUUGGCAUUCACUUCUGUUGGGAAUGGACCAAAUAGCUAUUUUUGAGAAAACAAAGGAGGCUGCUCCUUCAGGACCUCCCUCUCAGUUCAAUGUCACUGUAAACUCUUCAACCAGUAUUACAGCCUCAUGGCAUUUACCACCAGAGGACUCCAGACAUGGAAUCAUCAGAGGAUAUAAACUGUUCUAUAAAAAGAAAGACUUAGGUUUAGCAACCUCCUUGACUACUGACAAUGGAAAUACAUCAAAAAGAGUCACCAACCUUGACAAAUACACUGAAUAUGAAUUUCAAGUGUUGGCCUUCACCUCUGUUGGUAAUGGACCGAACACCUCUUCUGUUUUCACAACAACAAUGGAAGAUGCUCCCAGUGCACCUACGUCUUUGUCUUUUGUUGAUGUACCACCUAGCAAUUUACAUGUCACCACGGAGGUGCCUCUAAAGACGAUUCUGGAUUAG